Exophiala mesophila is the source of this 1074-nucleotide messenger RNA. RefSeq lists its product as uncharacterized. Gene Ontology annotation, biological process: endoplasmic reticulum to Golgi vesicle-mediated transport. The record is from RefSeq and is a predicted model, not a curated record. The coding region runs from base 155 to 676 and encodes 173 amino acids. The transcript has 2 exons. Lineage: Eukaryota; Fungi; Ascomycota; Eurotiomycetes; Chaetothyriales; Herpotrichiellaceae. Gene Ontology annotation, cellular component: TRAPP complex.
CCUUGACACGACUCCCCCCACCAGCCAAAAUGCUGAACAUGUUCUUUGAAUCUACGACGAGAGGGUCAUAAGGUCUCCAGACCUCAUCGCAAUGUAAAAUGCGACGUUGUUGGAUCGGAAGUUAUAGACCCUAACCAGAUCUCAUCCCUUCAAAAUGCCCGUCUUUGCUCUCUUGAUCAUUUCCAAAGCAGGAUCUCUCAUAUACCACCGAACCUUCCCUGCCACUACUCCAGGCACCGCCAAUGCGACUCCUCAGACGCAGGGGACUUUAGGUCUCCCCGGCACCAGCAGCCUAACCACCAACGAUUAUUUAGUCCUCGCAGGGACAUUUCAUGGUGUUCAUGCCAUCACACGAUCUCUCACACCCAAGCUACCCGUCACCUCAUCCGCGAGUUCAACGGGCAAGAAUUGGACAUAUCCUGACCCGACGGUGGCGCCAUCUGGAAUCGAAUCUCUCGAAUCGAGUUUCUUUCGCCUCACUGUCUUCCAAACACUUAGUGGAACCAAAUUUCUCCUCUUCACCGACCCUAGUAUGCCCAACACAGAUGUAUUGAUGAAGGGCAUAUAUGAGCGAUAUGCAGAUUACGUCUGUAAGAAUCCAUUCUGGCAGAUGGAGAUGCCUAUUCGGAUUGAGGCCUGGGAUAGGAGUCUGACCCAGUGGUUGACGAGACGGUGAUUCGAAGCCAACCAGAGCGCACUUUUCACCAUGCCUAGGGUCAAGCUUUGGCUUUCAGAGUUGAGUGGUAUGAUGGCGACGGGGAACAUGAGCUCUCUCGUAUCGAUAUGGCAAUCGCCAUAACCAUGGAUACCGGCACAAACCUGCUAUCAUCCCAGAUGGGUUUCCGAAAUAGUUGUGAACACAGAUGGCCAACGUUGACGUAUCAACAAUCUGUCCACGCUCAGCUCUACAACAAGGUUCAUAGUGUGGUUUGGGGCGAACCGCGCUGAUCGACUUGGUCUCUUGAGCCCCAGAAGCAUUUCUAACCUUCAGAGGCACUCGAUCUGAAUUCACCACUCUUAUGUUUGAUAGGUUAGGUUAGAUUAUCAGUCAAAAGACAUGCAAUACUCGUAUCA